Messenger RNA from Naegleria gruberi, 1259 nucleotides. Its product is annotated as serine/threonine-protein phosphatase 2A regulatory subunit B. Gene Ontology annotation, molecular function: peptidyl-prolyl cis-trans isomerase activity; protein tyrosine phosphatase activator activity. Lineage: Eukaryota; Heterolobosea; Eutetramitea; Acrasida; Naegleriidae. Bases 36 to 1259 code for a protein of 407 amino acids. Gene Ontology annotation, cellular component: cytoplasm; nucleus; protein phosphatase type 2A complex. Gene Ontology annotation, biological process: mitotic spindle organization. The transcript has a single exon. The record is from RefSeq and is a predicted model, not a curated record.
UUAACGAUAGCGUUCUAACCACUGCUCACUCUCCAAUGCAACAAAAAUUAGAACAGGAGUUUGAAGCAAAAUUGGAGGUGCAUGAUGAGGAAGUUCCACAUAAAAAGAUUAAAACACAACAUGAUAUGAUCAAAUUUAAAAAAUCGAAAGCCUUUCUUAUCUUUGAUAACUUUGUGCGUGAAUUGAAUGAAUCGAUAAAAUCCAAACCUCUUCCUAGUGAUGCAAAUAUAAAACUCUCACCAGUAUUGGAGAUGGUAUUAACAUUUUUCGACGAUUUGGAAGCUUAUAUGGAACAAUUUCCACCAGUAGAAUUUAGAGAUGGACAAACUUCAAGAUUUGGUAAUUUAUCAUAUCGUGAUUGGUCUGAUAAAAUGUCUUCGGAAGCUGAUAGAAUGAUGGAUUCAUUGUUAGAUAAAGCUUUGGAACAUUCUUCACCAGCAAGUGACGAAUCAGGUGUAUAUACAAUGUAUAAUAAGAAAGAGGAAUGGCAUAGAAAAGAAUUAAGUGCAUAUUGGAAGGAUAGUUUUGGAAACAAGACUAGAAUUGAUUAUGGUACUGGUCACGAAGCAACUUUUUGUGCUUGGAUGUGCUGUUUAGCUAGAUUGAAUAUUGUAACUCUCAGAGAUUCAUUUGCUCUUGUCUCUGUUAUUUUCCCUAGAUAUAUCGAUUUUAUGAGAAAGGUUUUAUUAUUCUACAAAUUAGAGCCUGCUGGUUCUCAUGGUGUUUGGGGUCUGGAUGAUCACCAAUUCUUAACUUAUAUUUGGGGAAGUUCUCAAUUAAUUAAUAAUCCAGAAGAAAUCAAACCAACCUCAAUUCAUGACAGAGGCCUUGUGGAAAGAUACUCUGAUAGAUACUUGUAUUUGGCUGGUAUUGAUUUCAUUAAUAGAGUUAAAAAGGGACCAUUCGGUGAGCAUUCUCCUCUUCUUAAUGAUAUUAGUGGAGUUCCAAGAUGGACCAAGAUUAAUUCAGGAUUAAUUAAGAUGUAUUACGAUGAAGUAUUAUUCAAAUUUGUUGUCAUUCAACACUUUUUAUUUGGAAAAUUACUUCCAUUCGAAGUUGCAGAAGAGAAAUAUGCCAACACAAGUCCUCCAACCACUAGUUUACCAAAUAUUGACUACUCUAACAUUGCAUCUGUUGCCACUACUAGAAUGCCUACAGUAACACACAAUGCUCCAAUCCAAACCACAAGACCAACUCCUAACACGAACCCUUCACAAACUCAAUUUACAACAGUUCGUCCACCAAUUAAUAAGCCAUAA